UGUUCGUUUCUCCGAUCGGAUCCACUUUCAAGAACAGCAGAACUGGGAAUCUCUCCUACGCCGCGAUGUCUCUCCGCCGCUCUAUCCUCGGUCUCCACCGACAAACCCACAACCUAUCUCUCUCAAAGGCGUUACCUUUCUCGAUGAGUAACAUCUCCUCCCCGUGCGCUGCAUCCGCCGCCGUGAGGAACCCAAUCGGAAGAGAAAUCUCCUCGAUCCCAUUUUCCCUACUAACCCAGAAACCUAACUCUGGGAAUCUCGCCGCCGCCGAUCGUUCGGUUUCUUCUCCUGGGAAAUCUGAUCUCGCCAAAUUCGCUCGUCUCCCAUCGUCUCGAGGUUACAGUAACGCAUCUCUCGUACGGAAGAUCCCUGUUCUGUUUCACAUUAACGCAGGGAUGGAAGAAGUUUUGGCGGAUUAUGUUCACCAGGAGAUGACUAGGAAUCUUAUGGUCAUCUCUCUGGGCUUGUUCCAGAUCAUCGUUAUCAAAGAUGUCAUCGUGUUUCUUUUCUUCUGAGCAAGGGAUAAAGUCCUUUCCUGUUUUUUUUCUCUCUCUCUCUCUUUAUGAAUAAGAACAACAUUGGUGCAAUGGCAUCUUAUAACCUUCCAAGUUUGUUCUGUUUUGUGUGAGGCUUAGGUGGAAUUCUAAGUGUGUUUGAAAGUCUGUUUUACUUUAAAUGUUUUCGAAUCAGGUGGAUAUUAAGAAUCUCUCUCUUUGGAUUGAAUAAAAGACGAGUUGUUUCA
Molecule: messenger RNA, 742 nt
Organism: Raphanus sativus (radish)
Lineage: Eukaryota; Viridiplantae; Streptophyta; Magnoliopsida; Brassicales; Brassicaceae
Product: succinate dehydrogenase subunit 4, mitochondrial
Exons: 1
Coding region: 66-515 (149 amino acids)
Biological process (GO): mitochondrial electron transport, succinate to ubiquinone; tricarboxylic acid cycle
Cellular component (GO): mitochondrial inner membrane
Source: RefSeq, a predicted model, not a curated record